UGACAGUGAGAGAAACUGUAGAAGAUGUCAACGACUUAUUGACAUGGUUAAAUGGUUGAAAAAAAAUUUUUUUUUUUUUUGAAUGCUUUAAUACCUAUAGGAGUCUAUAUCUAUUUAUCCAUCCUUCCAUCCGUCUGUCUCUAUGUCUAUCUGUCUGUCGGUCUAUCUGUCUGUCUAUGUGUGUAUCUGUCUGACUGUCGAUCUGUCUGUCGAUCUAUCUGUCUGUCUAUGUGUGUAUCUGUCUGACUGUCGAUCUGUCUGUCUGUCUGUCUAUCUAUCUAUCCAUACAUACAUACAUCUGUCCGUCCGUCCAUCCUUCCGUCCAUCUGUCUCUAUGUCCAUCUGUCUGUCUGUGAAUCUAUCUAUCUAUCUAUCUAUCUAUCUCGUCCGUCCGUCUGUCUGUCUGUCCUUCCGUCUAUCUGUCUGUCUAUCUGUAUGUCUGUCUGUCUGUCUGUCUAUCUAUCAAUUUAUCCAUCCUUCCAUCCAUCUGUCUCUAUGUCUAUCUGUCUGUCGAUCUAUCUGUCUGUCGAUCUAUUUGUCUGUCUAUGUGUGUAUCUGUCUGACUGUCGAUCUGUCUGUCCGUCUGUCUGUGUAUCUAUCUAUCUAUCUAUCUAUCUAUCUAUCUAUCUAUCUAUUUAUCCGUCCAUCCGUCUGUCUGAUCUAUUUAUCCAUCCUUCCGUCCAUCUGUCUCUAUGUCUGUCUGUCUGUCGAUCUAUCUGUCUGUCUAUGUGUGUAUCUGUCUGACUGUCGAUCUGUCUGUCAGUCUGUCUAUCUAUCUAUCUAUCUAUCUAUCUAUCCAUACAUACAUACAUCUGUCUGUCUCUAUGUCUAUCUGUCUGUCUGUUAAUGUAUCUAUCUAUCUAUCUAUCUAUCUAUCUGUCUAUCUAUCUAUCUAUCUAUCUAUCUCGUCCGUCCGUCUGUCUGUCUGUCCGUCCGUCCGUCUAUUUGUCUGUCUGUAUGUCUAUCUUUCUGUCUGUCUGUCUGUAAUGAAACACAGCCUUACUGUUUCCUCCAAGCCGUUAGAUGGCAGCAGUGAGUCACAGUCGCCCUGGUGAAUCUAGUUCAAUAUGUGCUGCAGAACCCGGAUGAGCCGGUCAGCUGUUUUUCAAUCAUGACUAACAAUGUUUGUGGAUCAGAGGAGAGACUUUUCCUGGAGCAAAACCCCGAUGAGCGCGUGCAGUGCAGCAGGUGUCAGCUGCUGGAUCUGCCCUGGGAGGAUGUGUUAGUUACACAUGUGUUCUGUUAUCUGCCGCUGCGUCACCUGGUCAGCCUGCAGCGGGUCAGCAAGAGUUUUCACUCUCUCAUACAGGUGUACCUGGCCAACUGCCAUACCUUUGAUCCCGCACAGACGGGGCCUCACAUUCCUAAAGAAGCGUUCUGCUCAAUGCUUCGCCACAAUCAAGUUCUCCACCACAUCUCCAUCCACAACUGCUCUGAUUGGAUCACUGACAAAGAGCUGCUGCCUGUGAUUGGUCAGAACCAGCACCUGCUGCGCAUGGACAUGCGUGGCUGCGUUCAUCUUAGCCGUCACGCGCUGGUUGCGGUGUCGUUGAGCUGUCCGCGCCUGCAGCACUUGAGCCUGGCGCACUGCGAGUGGGUGGACAGCCUGGCACUGCGCAGCCUCGCGGAUCACUGCGCAGACCUGCGCUCGCUGGACCUGACUGCCUGCAGACAGCUGAAGGAUGAGGCCGUGUGCUACGUGGCGGGAAAGUGCCCAGCACUGCGGUCGCUGUCCGUGGCUGUAAAUGCCAAUAUCACGGAUACAGCGGUGGAGGAAGUGGCCAAACGGUGCAGAGAGUUGGAGAAGCUGGAUCUCACGGGGUGCUUGCGAGUACGAAAUGAAGCAAUCAGGACGGUGGCCGAGUACUGUCCCAAACUGCAGUCUCUUAAAGUGAACCACUGUCACAAUGUAACAGAGUCCAGUCUUGGCGUUUUGCGCCACCGUAACGUAGAGAUCGAUGUUGAACCGCCCCUGCAGAGGGCGCUAGUGCUGCUGCAGGACAUCGUGGGAUUCGCCCCGUUUAUUAACCUGCAGAUCUAGCAGAACAAGUGCAAAUAGGUUUUUCAUCCUUAAUCUCUCUCUCGAUGACCAACCAUCUUUGGACAGAAACAUUUUACACCAAUGCAAUAUCACAGAUGACACAUCAACAUCAAAUCAAAGUUUUGUUUGUUUUAGCAUUCAAUGAGAAACACAUUUCUUUGGGUUGCAGAACGGGGUCUGUAUCAGAUAUGGCCCCAGUAUAAACAGUCUUUUUUUAAAACAACCUGGAAAAUGAUUUGUUGUGGGAAAGUUGGAAAAUGCGAAUUAUUUAUUUAAGAAGCUUUCUCUUUUUUCCAUGCUGAAACCAAAUGUAUAAUUUUGCACUCAUGAAAUACUGAAAUACUCUUUCAGUAGGUCUGUUUUGCAUGUUUAAAAGCGCUUUAGUUGUCGUCAUCAUGACAUAGAAUAUUAAAUCAGAUUUACUUUCAGCUUUAUUUCACAAAUCAGUAAACAGGAAGGCACAUUUUCCAAGAAGUCAUCCAAGUAACAAUCAAGUCAUGUUUUACAGUAAACAUACUGGUAUAUCUAUGGCUGUGUGUUGAUUUUAUUCCCAUUAAUUUUAUGAUGGAACCGAAUGUGCUGUCACUAUGCUUAGGAACUCAGUAUAAUGGAUUGUCAUUUACAUUUGAAUUAAAUGGAUUUUCAUUCUUAAGCACUUAAUCAUUUCGGCAUCAGUUUGACGUUUCAAUUUAAGCUGAUUUGAUUUGGGGUAAAUUCACCCUUGUUACUAUGACAUUAUAAAAUAUAAUACAGGUUGUGAUUAACUUCUCAAAAGUUUGCUGUGUCUCAGAGCCUUUGUGUAUUUAAAUAAGACAAAUCUUACUGUAUAUUUGAUCUGUCAAUAUACCAAAUACGCACAGAAAUAUUCACUAUCAAAGUAGAAUUUUAGUGCUGGUAUUUCUCUGUACUCUAUGUUAUUGGUAAUGUCUGCACAUGGUAAGGUGAAGUUUUAAGGCCUGUCACAGUGUGCUUAUUUUGCAUGCUGGGGGGUCUUUCAGGACCACUGUAUCUGUUGCAUUGAGUAUUUGAAGAUGAAAUAACAACAUGACAGCUGUUUUUUUUUUUUUUCUUUUAUAUUUGAUUUUUCAUCAACAUGUUUUAAUAUCACACUUGUAAGUGAUUUUUGCACAAGCUCUGUGCUUUAAUGUUUAUUGCUAUUGGAUAAGUCCAUAAACACUUGUUUAAUGUGUGGUUGUACAUUAAGUGCAUAAUUGUUUUAUGCAAAGUGCUGAGAUGGUAUAAAGUCUUAUGCAAUAAGAAAAAUGUGUUGAGCUGUUGUCUGGUCUGACUUGGAACACUGACUUUAAUGUUUUUAAACCAUUGAACACAUUUAUACAUUUAACUUUAUUUAAUAACACUAAUUACCCACCAGAGGGCAGUGCAGGCCAUGACAGAUAGACAUGCUUGCGGGUUCAAAUAUUGCUCAAGGAGGUUUUCUCUUGAUUCAUACAUGGAAAACCUUGCCUAUUCAUUCUGAAAUUAAACAACAUGUUUAGUCAUCACCAAAAGUAAUUAAUGCUCCACAUAGGUAGAUGAAAGGUGUGUCCAAGUGACCUGAAUUGCAGAAUUAUUAGUCAUAUAAAUCUGUUGAGCUUUGAACUCGAACUGUUCCAGACAUGUGAAACUAACAAAUAUAAAUGUAAUUUAAUUGACAUGCAUCAUCUGAAUGUGCAAGUUUAUUUAUGUAUAACAAUCUUUGCAUUGUGGUUAUUCUUUGUGGUUUACAUGCACUUAAAUAUAUAUAUAUAUAUAUAUAUAUAUAUAUAUAUAUAUAUAUAUUGCCUGUUUUUAAGAUUUAUGCAUUUCAGUUUCAUAACAAAAUUCAAUGAAUGAAACUUGAAUGAAUUUUCUUUUAAGAUAAUUCAGUUUGAUGGACUUUUAUGAAACUGAAAUGCAUGUGAGCAUAAUAAAGACAAAGUAAAUAGACAUUUAAAGUCAAAUUCAUUUAAUCAAAGAAAUAAUGGAAAAUGAAUAUAGAAAUAUAAAGAAAAGGUUUAACUUAAAAAAUGGAAUAAAGCGAAUAAUAAGGAAAAGUGUAAUGUU
This is a messenger RNA of Myxocyprinus asiaticus (Chinese sucker), 4084 nucleotides long. RefSeq names its product F-box and leucine-rich repeat protein 15 (gene fbxl15). The record is from RefSeq and is a predicted model, not a curated record. Bases 1112 to 2041 code for a protein of 309 amino acids. Gene Ontology annotation, molecular function: protein binding. Gene Ontology annotation, biological process: SCF-dependent proteasomal ubiquitin-dependent protein catabolic process. Gene Ontology annotation, cellular component: SCF ubiquitin ligase complex. Lineage: Eukaryota; Metazoa; Chordata; Actinopteri; Cypriniformes; Catostomidae. The transcript is spliced from 5 exons.